Messenger RNA from Rhopilema esculentum, 4716 nucleotides. Its product is annotated as angiotensin-converting enzyme. The record is from RefSeq and is a predicted model, not a curated record. Gene Ontology annotation, molecular function: peptidyl-dipeptidase activity; metallopeptidase activity. Lineage: Eukaryota; Metazoa; Cnidaria; Scyphozoa; Rhizostomeae; Rhizostomatidae. Gene Ontology annotation, biological process: proteolysis. Gene Ontology annotation, cellular component: membrane.
AUCAUCUGACAUUUCCGGUUACGAUUCCAAGCCAAACUGGCCUAACCAACAGAACUUCAUUGACUAUUAGAACGAUUUAGCCGCAUGCCGAAAGAAAAUGGCUUGUAAACAAGAUAAAGAUAAGCAAUGAUAAGAGCUACCAACAGGACAACACGACAACUGAGUUACUUGAAACUGGUUUAAAUUCAAAUAAACUGUCUUUGAUGGGGAAGCAGGCACAAUAAAGUUUCAAAGAUUUGUUAUAACGAAGACGCACUGGUGUUACACCGUUUUGAUUGAGAUUGUUUAUUUAAAAAGGCUUUCUUGCAGACACGUAAAGAGCAAAAGACCAAGUGAUCAAGCUUGCCCCACAUCAACAACUCAUGUCAAUGUCGGAAUCGAUCUGUAGGGCACAUUAUUUUUGUCGAAUAUGAAGGAUGUAAUAUAAGCGUGUAGAGUGAACUUGGUUUUGGUGUGAGAGAUUUGGAAAAAUGAAUCGUUUUCUUCAACUCUCAUUGCUUUGCGUUAUAAGGAUGGCAACAGCAUUACCAUCCUCCCAAUACAGCCGAAGCAUUCUGUAUGACAGAGAACUGAAAAUAGCCAGAGAGUUUUUGCAUGAAUUCAACAAAAAGGCCACAGACUUAACUACUGCUAGUUCAGAGGCAAACUGGAUAUACGAAACCAAUCUAACAAGCACAAACCUAGAAAGAACAGUCGUCCUGUCAGAUCUAGUGAACGAAUUUUUCCUAGAAGCUAGCGAGAACGUAACGAAAAUUAAGAUACUCGACUUACCAAGCGAACUGCAACGAGAAAUUAGCAUCAUAAGGCGAAACGCCGAUUCGGCAUCUCAGGAUCUUCGUAAAGAAGUGCGAGAGAUCGAAGGCAAAAUGACCAGUAUUUUUGGCAAAGCUAAAGUGCGGAGGAAAUCAAAAAAGAAGGGAGUGAAACUUUUGUCCUUGGAACCUGAUUUAGCGAAGAUAAUGAGGAAAUCUAGGGACGUUAACGAGCUGUUGUCUGCAUGGAGGGGCUGGAGAAAUGCAGUAGGCCCACAAAUGAAACAAUUGUACGAACGUAUGAUCGAUUUACUAAACAUUGGUGCCCGAGAGCAUGGGUGGAUAGAUUAUGGAGACUUUUUGCGUUCGGAAUACGAACAAGGGGAUGAUUUUGAAAUUAACUUACGGCGUGUUUGGGAAAGUAUCAGGCCACUCUACGAAGAAUUGCAUGCCUAUGUGAGGUAUAGGCUGCAAAAUUUUUACAACACAAAGCUAAACAUAAGUGCCAUUGGUGCAAUCCCGGCUCAUAUCCUCGGAGAUAUGUACGCCCAAAAUUGGGAGAACAUAUUUGACAUUGUGAAACCGUUUUCUAAUACGGAUAAUUUUGACAUUACACAGGCCAUGAAAAGGCAAAAUUACACAACGGAAAAGAUUUUCCAACUGGCAGAGUCCUUUUUUACUUCUAUCGGACUGUACAAGAUGCCGGAAAGUUUUUGGAAAAAGUCUGUGUUAAAGAAAUUGAAAGACAGGGAAAUGGUUUGCCACCCAUCUGCAUGGGAUUUUUCAAAGGGGGAUGUAAGGAUCAAGAUGUGCACAGAAGUGAACCAAAAUAAUCUCAUAACAGUUCACCAUGAAAUGGGUCAUGUUCAAUACUUCCUAGCAUAUCAGAAACAACCGUAUGUCUUUAGAAAUGGUGCAAAUCCUGGAUUUCACGAGGCAAUUGGCGAUACAAUAUCGCUGUCAGUUGAGACUCCGAAUUAUUUGAAGCAGAUUGGAUUACUCGAUCAACCCCAAAUCAACGAUGAGGAGAGUUCGAUCAGCUUCUUGCUCCGCCAAGCACUACGACGCGUCGCUCCUAUCCCGUACAACUAUCUUGUUGACAAAUGGCGAUGGAGAGUUUUUGCUGGCAACAUCACCGAAAACAACUACAACUCAGAAUGGUGGAAGCUGCGAACCAAGUACCAGGGUGUUUACCCACCAACAAGAAGAAGAGAAGGCGAUUUCGAUCCUGCUUCUAAAUAUCACAUUGGUGCUAACGUCCCAUACAUUGCCUAUUUUGUAAGCUACGUGCUUCAGUUCCAGCUCCAUCGAGCUCUUUGCAAAGAAGCUGGCAUCAAAGAACCCUUACAUCGUUGCUCUAUUUACAAUUCGAAGGAGGCUGGAGCCAAAUUCAGAACUAUGUUGGAGGCAGGAAGAAGCAAACCAUGGCCCAAAGUGCUUAAAGCAAUCACAGGGGAGCGAGAGCUUUCUGCAGACGCGAUAAAUAGCUACUUUGAGCCCUUAUACCACUGGCUAAUGAACUAUAGAAAAAGGCAUGGAUAUGCAGUCGGUUGGUCAGUGGACGAUCUUAGUUCCAAGGUCUUGCACCGAAAGGCCGGGAAAUUUGAGUCUGGACAAGGAAGGUCCGGAAUAUUGAAAACAAACAACAAAGGCAUGUCUCUAUCUAUAAAUAUACCGUCAUCGUUGACUGGCGGGAAAUCGAGUGCAACGACAAAGAAUAAUGAAGUUGAGCAGAAAGGAGAAGAUGACAAAAUUACGAUACCGCUCGUUGAUCUAGCAAAACUUUUGUCAUCCGGAGACCAUUUUUCGAUGUCCACGUCAGAGACCAAUGCAAAUGCCAAAGAUGGAUCCACCUCUAUCACUAAUAAGGAAUUCAGUCUUAACAAUGACGAUGAAGGUGGCCAAAAGCAAAAGGAAAAUAAAACUGAGAGGGCAGAGUCCAACUCUUCUGGAAUAUCUGAUCGAAAUUCAACUAGCAAUGUGACUCAGACUGAUGCAGAUAAAAAUUCAAACAUGACGUCAACAGACGAGAAGCCUGGAAACGAAACCUCAAUAAAACCUGGAAACGAGGCAACAAUGAAGCCUGGAAACGAGACACUAGAGAAGCCUGGAAAUGAGACAGCAAGAAAUGAAACAACGACAAUUUUGGAAAAGAACAACUCUGUAAACGAAACAAACGGAGAUAAGUUGACAAACAAUUCUAGUGUCUUAAAUGAUGGCUUGAACAGUAGCACGACAAACUCCCAGAACGUGACGUUAGAGAAAAAUGACAGCGGUCUAGCUAAACCUAUCAAUCAAACAUUAGCAUGGCAAGGAGAGGCCGUAGCAAAUUCAACUAAUGCCGCACUUGCAAAUUUCACAAAUAUAGGUAAAGAGGAAAACGUUACAGCACACGCGGAGAAUGGUACCACACGGCAAAAUUCGCCCUGCAUGGGCAGCAAGAGGAGUCCGUUGUCAGAAAACGAACUAAACGAUUGCAGUGGCAAGACGAUGGAUACAAUAUCUGUGACACCAGGAGAGCUUAUUCAGCAUGUACUUAUGAAAAAGGUGAAGCAUUUGGUGCAUAAAACGCUGCCACAAGCGAAUGUAGAGAAGACAAAUACAGGUUUUACUGUGAACUUUGAUCUGAAUCCAAAGGACGAAAUACCAUCGCGAACGCAAACAGUAACCGGGAAAACACGACAACAGCACGUGAAUGUGUUCAUAGCUCCUAAGGGGGUUGUUGUGAAACCGAAAGCCUCAGAACAGCUGAUGAAGCCUUCGUUUGUACCGGUUCAAAAUAAAGAUAACCUAGAGUUAAGAGGAGGAAGAUAAAACAGGCCAAUCAGUAAAUAUGCACAUUUGCAGGAUUUCGAUCACCGCGAAGAGCAUAAUUUUCAUAAGUUGAAAGAGCAUCUUUAUUUAACAGUUCGUAAAUUUCGAAAGAAUUUAGUAUUGUCUGAGAAUUUGGAGUUCCCUCCAAUUGAAGUAAAAAGGUGAAAACACCCCCGUUAUAUAACAGAAAUGAUGGUAAUUUUCAGGCUUACAUAAGAGAACAGUUUAUCACUUCAUUCCCGUUGAUAAUAUCAAAAUCACGACUACUUAACUCGCGAAAGUUUGGUUCAAAAUUUAAUAGAUAGUAUAUUUUGCAAGCUGGAAUUAUGAGAAAAAGAGUUCAAAUAACUAGAUAAGAAAAUCUAGCAGUAAAAGCAUUGUUCCAAAGAAACGGUAAAGUUGAACCAGAUCAAGACGAGAAUGUAACUUUCCCAAGAUACGCUGGUUUUCCCUUUCAUUUGGAUAAUUCUCAAAUUAAUUACGGAACUAUGUUACUGCUAUGAAGGAUGUUAAAAAUUUGGUGUGGCCUUCUGUACCUCUCAUUUCUCCUCUUUUGAGAACAUAAACAUUAUAGAUUACAAUCACAAAAUGAGAAGACCCUAUUUCCUUCAAAACAUCUUCAUCCACAAAAUGAUCAUCUAUAUACAGAGGUGGCGCCAGAAAUCUUCCGACAGAGGGGUUGGAGCUUCCGACAGGGGGGCUAAAACGACUUGAAUAAGCAGUUUUCGUAUGUUAUUUUGUCAAAUUUUCUCCGACAAUUACCUAAAAUUUCCUCCGAUGGGGGGGGGCUAAAUGCUUCCGACGAAGGGGCUGUAGCCCCCCUAGCUCUCCCCUGGCGCCACCACUGCCUAUAUACAUUUAUAUGAUGUUAAAUAUCAUUAUCGUUGCCAUCAGGCACAACUUCCAUUCUUAAGCAUGAUCGGAACAGGCUGUACCAUUUACCCAAUAAACAAAUAUGUGCGGAGUAGUUUGAAAUAAGGAAUAUUUCAUGUCAAUUCAACAGUUUGCAAUGUUGAAAAAGCUGAUCAGAUAAAUAUUGAAGAACUCUACAAAUUUAGAGAAAAUUUAGAACUAUCUUCAAAAGAUAGACUUGCUGUUUUGAAUAAUAAAUAAUUAAUCAUCUAAGAAGUCACUAUUUGUGAAUUUCUUU